Salvia splendens (bonfire salvia) is the source of this 1035-nucleotide messenger RNA. RefSeq lists its product as uncharacterized. The record is from RefSeq and is a predicted model, not a curated record. The transcript has a single exon. The coding region runs from base 1 to 1035 and encodes 344 amino acids. NCBI's taxonomy places the organism in Eukaryota, Viridiplantae, Streptophyta, Magnoliopsida, Lamiales, Lamiaceae.
AUGGAUUCCGGCAAUAGCGGGAGUAUGCAGUCGUCAAGCGGCGGCGAUGAUCAGGAAUUCGAUUCCAGCUCCUCUUUCCUCACCGCUCCGAACAAUUUCGGCGGAAUUACCGCGCCGCAGUUUCUCUCUCAUCAAAGCCCCAAUUUCUUCGACCCUAAUCUCACGCAGAGCCUCGAUCACGCCGGGGGAUACGCCAACGCCAACGUCAACGACGGCGAUCUGAUUUGGUCGAGGGGAUUGAGAUCGGAGAAUCAAUCCGUCGCGAAUCUCGGGAAUUCGGCGCGGCCGGCGCGGCCGCAGCAGGUUGCGGCGGCUCCGCCGCCGCCGCAGCAGGCGAGAAACCUUAAGAAGCGGACGCGAGCGUCGCGGCGGGCGCCGACGACGGUGCUCACCACUGACACCACCAAUUUCAGGCAAAUGGUGCAGGAGUUCACCGGCAUCCCCGCCGCGCCGUUCUCCGGCGGUUCGCCGUACUCGCGGCGGCUCGAUCUGUUCUCCGCCGCAUCGGCGUUGAGAUCCGCCGUGCAUCUGGACGGCCUCGGGCCUCUCUACCCGCUUCGCCCCGCCGCGCAUAAGAUCCUCUCCCCGUUCUCCUCCUCCACCUCCGCCGCGCCGCCACCUCAAUUUCUGAACUCCACAAUGAUCGACGCCAUAGUUCCGACGAUGAUCGCAAACAACAACAACACCGCGUCCACAUCGAACGUCAGUCCGAACAAUUUCCAGCUCUACCAACACCACAGCAUUAUUACUCCACAAAUGAAUUUCUCGAAUUUGAGCGGCUUCCUCAACCGCGACGGCGGCGCAUCCGCCUCCUCCGCCGCGGCGCAACACGACGAUCUGAGCAUGUGGAAAAGCGGCGAAACGGUGAGGAAUAACGAUCCGAUUCAACAAAAUCUGCCUGAAUUCAACAACAACAAUAUAAACAGCGGUGGAUCGCAGAAUUACAAUUUGAAUGUUGCAGAAAAAGGAAUGGAGAAUGCUGCUUCGUCCACUGCUGAAGGUACAGUUGCUUCAUGGAUUUGUCCUUCCGAUUAA